AUGGACGACGAAGAGGACGAUUUCUACGAUCCGGCGGAUACCGUCCCGGUUCAGGCGCAGAAUUCCGCACAGGAUGCUGGCCAGCCGCAGGACAACCACGAGAUGGAUGAGGAGGAAGAGGUAGAGGAGGAAGACGACGAGGACGAUUUCAACAUUAUCACAGAGGCCCCUGCCGAUGCGCCGCCUCCAGAAGUCUCCCAUCCACGCCAUGCAAGCUUACGACAAGAACCGCAACGACCCUCUUCUGCCGAUUCAUUGGUCUCCAAAUCUGCCACACCCUCCGCAGCUCCCCGGCAGGGGUCGCACACCCCCGUUCCUGCCACCGCGACAAUCGCCAAACCCACCACCCCCCAAAAACCGGGGUCCGCCUAUCCGGCCAUCCACACCUCCACCAUCGAUGUCAACGGCAACCCCGUGCACCCGACAACGGGCAAGCCAAUCAUGUCCAGCGACAUGGACACCGACUUCCCAACGGACGACAAGCCCUGGCGCCGGCCCGGGGUCGACAUGACGGACUACUUCAACUACGGGUUCGACGAAUUCACGUGGGCGAGCUACUGCAUCAAGCAACAAGAGGUGCGCGGCGAGGUCGGCGGCCAGAAGAAGCAAUUGGAUGAUAUGCAGGCCUUUAUGACGAUGGGCAUGCCCCAGAUGCCCGGCGCACCCCCCGGGGCGCCGGGUGGUGGUGCGCCGGCGGCGAUGCCGGGGAUGCCGGGGAUGGACAUGUCGCCGGAUAUGAUGCAGGGGAUGCUGGCGUCGAUGAUGGCACAGGGCUUAGACCCGUCAUCUAUGGAUCCCAUGUCGUUUAUGCAGCAUGCGCAAGCCAUGAUGGGCGGGCAGGGUGGUGGUCAACAGGCGCCGCAGGGCUUCGGGCAGGGUGGACAGGCGCAGAUGGGCUAUGGCGGCGGCGGUUCUGUGUUUUCCGUCCUUCGCAACAUCAAGAGCCUCGCGCCCCUCCUCGACCGCGUCCUGGUCCAGCGCAUCAAGCCCGAGGCCAAGACCGCCUCCGGCAUCUUCCUCCCCGAGAGCAGCGUCAAGGAGCAGAACGAGGCUCAGGUCCUCGCCGUCGGCCCCGGUGCCGUCAACAAGGAUGGCCAGCGGAUUCCCAUGGGUGUGGCGCCUGGCGACAAGGUUUUGAUUCCUCAGUUCGGUGGAAACGCGAUCAAGGUCGGCGAGGAGGAGUACACCCUCUUCCGGGACCACGACAUCCUGGCCAAGAUCAAGGAGUAA
Messenger RNA from Penicillium riverlandense, 1230 nucleotides. RefSeq names its product cleavage polyadenylation factor subunit FIP1 (gene fip1). The transcript is spliced from 7 exons. Gene Ontology annotation, molecular function: protein folding chaperone; RNA binding; ATP binding. Gene Ontology annotation, cellular component: mRNA cleavage and polyadenylation specificity factor complex. NCBI's taxonomy places the organism in Eukaryota, Fungi, Ascomycota, Eurotiomycetes, Eurotiales, Aspergillaceae. Bases 1 to 1230 code for a protein of 409 amino acids. Gene Ontology annotation, biological process: protein folding. The record is from RefSeq and is a predicted model, not a curated record.